AUGGUCCAAAAACUAUACGUCACGUACAACGAUGUGCACAAGCUGUGCCAGGAGUCAGCCGAGAAGAUCCUUGCCGACUGGCAGCCCCAGCUGAUGAUUGCCAUUGGCGGGGGUGGCUACGUUCCAGCCCGCAUCCUCCGGUCGUUCCUCAAGAAGCCCGGUAGCCCCAACAUCCCCAUCCAGGCCAUCGGACUCUCGCUCUACGAGACUCUCGGCGACGGCUCAGGCGACAAGGACGUCGAGGCUCCCGGAACAAAGGUCACCCGCACCCAGUGGCUCGACCUCACGGCCCUCGGUGAGGUUAAGAACCUGGUCGGGAAGCGCAUCCUCAUCGUCGACGAGGUGGACGACACCCGCACCACGCUCGAGUACGCCGUCAAGGAGCUCGAGAAGGAUGUCGAGGCUGCGCGUGUCAGCCUCGGCGGCAAUCAGCCCAAGACCGAGUUUUCCAUCUUCGUUCUUCACAACAAGGACAAGACCAAGAAGGGCAUCCUCCCCAACGACAUGCUCUCCUCCGGUCGCUACAUGGCCGCCCGUACCGUCGGCGACGAGUGGAUCUGCUACCCCUGGGAGGCCAUCGACAUUGAAGAGCAUGACGAGAACGCCAGGAAGCAGCUCUCUGCGUAA
Molecule: messenger RNA, 627 nt
Organism: Geosmithia morbida
Lineage: Eukaryota; Fungi; Ascomycota; Sordariomycetes; Hypocreales; Bionectriaceae
Exons: 2
Coding region: 1-627 (208 amino acids)
Biological process (GO): GMP salvage; XMP salvage; hypoxanthine metabolic process
Cellular component (GO): cytoplasm
Molecular function (GO): hypoxanthine phosphoribosyltransferase activity
Source: RefSeq, a predicted model, not a curated record